Gregarina niphandrodes is the source of this 354-nucleotide messenger RNA. RefSeq lists its product as hypothetical. The record is from RefSeq and is a predicted model, not a curated record. NCBI's taxonomy places the organism in Eukaryota, Apicomplexa, Conoidasida, Eugregarinorida, Gregarinidae. The annotation marks the transcript as partial. The transcript has a single exon.
AUGUUGGUACUAGGUCACCGAACAAAAGAGGCCAGGGUUCAAUUCCUCGUUGCGGUACCUAAGGAAGCCAUGAAGAAGUUCAUUGAAGCAGCCAGGGAUGAUGCCGCUAACAUUCAGGAAGAAGUUUUGUUGAAUAAACGCGGAAGAUUCUACUGGCUCGAGAUGUGCUCCAGAAUUUUCCUGUGCAGUCCUUGUAAUCAGACUAAUACUUUAGGCGAAGCCCUGGCUAUGCGGGAUCUCAAAGACUAUCUGGAGGCGACAGACCCUGGUAACGACUUCCCUCGUGUUUUGGAUCAGAUUUGCCGUGACAGCGUCGGUCGGUCAGUGCGGGAGUUGGGAAGGGCACUGACUAAU